Messenger RNA from Microplitis mediator, 8716 nucleotides. RefSeq names its product kinesin-related protein 4. Gene Ontology annotation, biological process: mitotic cell cycle; microtubule-based movement. Gene Ontology annotation, cellular component: microtubule. Lineage: Eukaryota; Metazoa; Arthropoda; Insecta; Hymenoptera; Braconidae. Bases 208 to 8514 code for a protein of 2768 amino acids. The transcript is spliced from 7 exons. The record is from RefSeq and is a predicted model, not a curated record. Gene Ontology annotation, molecular function: ATP binding; microtubule binding; plus-end-directed microtubule motor activity.
CAUUUGUCAGUCGGCUGUUGAUCCCCUAAGACAAAAAUCUUUUUUUCAUAAUGAUCACAGUCAUUUAUAAAUAAUUUAUCUAUAUAUACAUAAAUAUAUGUUUGUUUAUUUUUUUGUGUCUCUAAUUGAUAAUUUAUUUACAUUUUUUUAAUGCCGUGUUUAUUACCAAUUAUUUUAACGACAAAAAAUUAAUUAGUGAGGUUAAAAAUGUCGGAUAAUAUUAAAGUUGCAAUUAAAGUCCGUCCGUUGAUAAAACGCGAGAAAGAUGACCGACUUGCCGAGCAAUGGAUCACGGAAAAUAAUUGUAUCCAGCAAAUAGACCCGGAAUCAAACAGAAGAGCCGAUGCCAGGUUUCACUUUGAUUACAUUUUUGGAACGAAAGCGAGCAAUCAAGAUGUUUUCGACCAGACGGUGAAGCCAAUUGUCGAAGCGGCAAUGAAUGGCUUCAACGGGACGAUAUUCGCUUAUGGGCAAACCGGCUCGGGUAAAACUUACACGAUGAUGGGUAACAAAGAAGAACCUGGUGUGAUUCCUCUGACAGUAAAUUAUAUAUUUAAUUAUAUUCAUAAUGACUCUACUCGCAAAUAUUUACUGCAAGUGUCAUACAUCGAAAUCUACAACGAAAAAAUAAAUGAUUUAUUGGACAAAAACAAACAAGAUUUGAAAGUGAAAGAGGAUUUUCAAGGUCGUAUUAACGUCGAUUGUAAAGAAGAGGUUAUUAAUUCCCCGGAAUGUGUCCUGCAUGCUAUGAGGAAGGGCGAGAAGGCACGUAGAAUUGGUGAGACGAAUAUGAAUGAACGCAGUAGUAGGAGUCACACUAUUUUUCGUUUUACCAUCGAGAGCUGCCGAGUUGACGACCCGGACGGCGCAACAACGGAAGCUCAAUUGAAUCUGAUCGAUUUGGCGGGUUCUGAGAGAGCUAGACAAACUGGUGCCACUGGUGAACGCUUCAAUGAGGGCAAACACAUCAACUUGUCUCUCUCAGCACUGGCUUUGGUGAUAAAACAACUCAGUGAACCGGGUACCAGUUUCAUAAAUUACCGCGACAGUAAACUUACGAGAAUUCUACAGCCAUCGUUGGGAGGAAACGCUCUUACGACAAUAAUCUGCGCUGUUACUCCGGCUGCCAUUGAUGAGACCCAGUGUACACUGGACUUUGCAGUGAGGGCCAAGGGAAUUAAGAACAAACCGCGAGUAAAUGAAACUGUGUCGGAAAAGGCGCUGCUGAAACGUAUGAUGAAGCAUCAAGCGAUGCUGGAGGCUGAGUUAGAAUCAGCUCAGACGAAGCUCGCGGAGAAUGAAAAGGCUUUCCUUCUACAGCGCAUUGAACUUCUGAGCAGAGCCAUCGUUUCUAAGCCGAUGACUGAAGAACAGAAAAAUAAAGAUCGCAGAAGACGAACUUGGGCCCCUGGUAAUUCGAUGAGAAGUUUUACGAAUAAAAGUUUGGAUUUCGGGCUGCCGACUAUCACUGAAUUUUCAUCUAAUUCACAUCAAAUGAGCCAUGGAAUUCAUGAUCAGAGUAUUAAUCACAUUGAUUUGAACAACCAAUCAUUUCACACAAUAUACCCUGAUUUUGAACUCCAACUCAUCAAGGACCAGAAUGAGAAGAACAGAUUUUCAACAGUGAGCGAUGAUGGUGAAGUCUUGCCAACUGUUACCAUCCGCGAUCAAAAUUUUGAAGACGACGACAAAACUCCCGAGCCAUCGCCGGAAAAAAAAUGUGAAUGUAUCAGGUCGCCUUCGACACCAAAAGUUGAACUACGUCAGCGGUUGGAGAUGCUGAAGUCGGAGUACCAUACGUUGCGUGAAUUUUCGACGUUGGAGAAACAGCUGUUUCAAGAAGACGGACUCGCUGCGAUGACUCAAUCAAAAUAUGAACGUGAGUUGGAGUUUGUCAAAAAAAGUCUGCAAGACACUGAGCAAGUGUGCAUGGAUUUAAGAAAAAAUUAUUCAGAAUUACAAAGCGAGCAUGCGAUUCUUUCAAAAGAUCAUCAAAGAGUCCAGCAAGAAUGUCAGCUACUUCGUGAAGAAAAAAAAUCAUUAGAAACUUUGCGUGAUAAUUAUCCAUCAGUUGAAGCUGAAAAAAAUGAGUACAAAAAUAAAAUGAAUGAAGCUCUGAGAAAAUUAAAAAUCCUUGAAGACGAAGCCAAUUCAAAUGCUUAUGAACUAGAACUUUUGAAGAUUAAGCAUAAGAAGCGCGAAAAAGAACUUGAAGAAUCAUUGAAUCUCGCUUGGAAAGAUUUCAUUGAUCCUAGUGAGAAACAAAAAUUAACUGACGUCGUUUACCUGCAAUCAGUCGUCAAUGAUUUGACUGCGAAACUCGAGGGUCAGUUGCCGUCAUCGCCUGCCAUUUCUGCUAAUGAUGAAUUGACUUCUAGAUUAAUGGAAAUGGAAAGUCAACUGCAGCGGUCUGCUGAAGAAAAACAAAAUUUGGCAGAUCAGCUGGAGGAAUUCUCCCGUCAGUUGACAGAAUUGUCUGAGGCCAAGAUCAUCUCAGGUAAUGAACAGGACUCAUUGAUCGCUGAUUACGAAAAACGUAUCCAAGAACAUCUUGAAUGUAUUGCGAGACUGGAAGGAACGAUUGCCAGUAAAGCAGCAGAGAAUGAAGACUUGGUCAGCAAAAAUUAUGAGUUGACUUGCAAGCUAACGGAGGCGAUGGAAAAAAUAAAAAAUAAUGAAAAUGCUAUUGACGAAAUGAAGAAAUCUGUUGAUGAUUUACAAUCUGACGUUGAGUUGAAGGCUACGGAAAUUUUAUCACUCAAGACUCGGGUUGAAGAGAUGGAUGUUAUUAAAGAGCAGGUAUUUUCAUCAGAUUUGAUCCAAGAUGCUGAUGAAGAGUUCAAAUUGGUGUUGGCUAGCCAGGACUCGCAAGAAAGUCUCGGUAAUAUGCUAGAGAGUUCAUUUAAAUCAGUCAUCGAGAUGCCUGGUAAUGAAGAUAAUUUACUAGAUGCCAAUUUAUUAGAAGAACAAAAGAUCAGGAUCGCUGAGCUUGAGUCGCUGCUAGAAGAUCAGAAGAAUGAGCUGCUGAGACAGGAAAAACUUCUGGAAGACAAAUCUAUGGAACUGAAAAUUACAAUCGAGUCAUAUUCAGAUAAAAUUAACGAGCUCCAAGUGGCCAAUGACAAAUUGAAGGAUCAACUGUCUGGGAUGCAGAGUGAAAAGACUCUGAGCGAAGGUGAGAAAACCGCGAUGCAGCUGCUGCUUAAAGAAAAAGAACAGGAGCUGCAGGAAUUGUUGAAAAUAAAGAACCAGUUGGCGUUCACUUCAUCCCAGAAUGAAGAGCUGGAGAAAAUAACAACCGAUCUUCGCAAGCAGCUCAAUGAAAAAUUACUGGAGCUUGAAGAGAAAGAACGCUACGAUUAUGAGAGUGAAAUAAAAAACAUCAAAGAGUACACUGCGAAUUUGCAGAAUUUGUACAGAGACGUGCAGAUUGAGAAUGAUAAUUUGAAGCAGCAGCUUGAUAAAGUCAAUGUGUCUUUGAAGAUUGAUACUGACAAGACGUCUCAAGAUGCUGGUGCAUUUGAAAACUCUCCCGACUCAUCUGUAAGUCCUUUGGAAAAAACUUGGACUGGCGACCACCAAAUUAAUGAUUCUAAAAAUAAUUCUAGAAUUUCAGAAGUAAAACAACUUAAAGCUCCGAAACCACUCAUUGAAUUCACACCAGAAAUCAAAAUUUCAAAGAACGCGACGCAAGAUGAAGCUGAAAUCAGCAGUAUCUUUGCCAACGGCAGUUAUUUCGAUAAUUUAAAUAUAUCAAGUACCCAAAGUGAUUCAAAUUUCACUGAUUCAAAUUUCUCGCAAAAUUAUUCAAGUCUUGGCUACUCUGUCAACAUGACAACACUUGAAGUAAAAUCAGAUAUUGAAGACUCGCAAAAUAAUUUGAAUGCCACUGAUUUUGAGUUGAUUAAUAAUUUGAAUGAAAAAAGUGCCAAAGAGUGUGAGAAUAUUGUACGCAAAUUAUUGAAAAUUAAAAAUACUCUUGUAGAAGAUAAUGAUAAAUUAAAAAAUAGUUUACAAGCUAAAGCUAAUGAAUUUGACGCCAUAAAUCGUGAUAUGGCUGAUUUUAAAUCGGGGAUGGAGAGUUUAAAAGAAACUAUUGAUGCGCUUAAUAGCGAGAAUGAGGAGACCAGUACUAAAUUAGAAGCAUCAAACCACGCGCUCACUGAAAUGGAAUUAAAAUAUAAUCAGAUGAAAAAUGAACUCGAAGCUGAAAUCCAGAGACUGAUAAAUGAAAAAAAAUCGAUGGAAAAUAUUAUAAAAAAUAACGAAGAUAAAAUAAAAGAUUUAAUGGCUGACAAUUUGGAAUUGACUAACGACUUGACUGAUAAAGUUGAAGAGUUGGGUAGAAUUCAGGAGAUGAAAGCUCUUCAGUUUGAUCACGAGUGCAAGUAUCGCGACCAGUUUAAUUAUUACGUUCAACGACUUGAGAUACUGGAGAAAGAGAAUAUCGAUCUGUCAAACAAACACAUGGAGUUGAUUGACGAGUACGAGACUGUCAAGGAUGCGUACGACAAUCUGAGAGCUAAUUCACAGGCAGGUGAAUUGGAUUCCAAUAAACUGCCAAGUCCGGAUAAAAAUUUAUCGGUACAGUCUCCAAAUGCCAGAGCAAGACGGAGUUGCUCACCUUCUCCGUCGCUGGAUAAAUCAAUUCAUGAUAUUCUAGAGCAGUACGACGAGAACGAAAGUUUAGUUCAGCGAGUCCGUGAACUAGAGAGUCAAGUUGAUGAAUUAAAAUGUCUAAAUAAAAAACUAACGAAUAUGAAGUUGACCUCUUGUAAAAACUGUGCUCAUCUAGCGGAACUUAAUGAGUGUCGUCGUACUAUGAAACAUGAUAUUAAAACAAUGAACCAACGUUACCGUGAAUUGGAAAAUAAAUUCAAGAAAGAACGCGCUGAAGGUGAAAUACUCACGAGUAAAGUCAAAGAGGACGUUGAUGUCAGUGUAUUUAACGCCACCAUGAACGAAAGUAUCUUUGAAGACGUCAAUGUCUCUUAUGCUGAAGCUGAGAUACAGAAAAUAUCAUCGGAACUGGAGAGCAUACGCGGAGAUUAUCAGAAAUUGUCUAAUUUAUAUGAAGAAAAAUGCUGCGAGACCGACACACUUCACAAUGGGAAUGGAGUCGACGUCUCUCCGUCGGCUACCGUGUCACCUAAGUCAAGCAAACGUGACGGGAGGUUUGAAAAAAUUCAAAAUGAUCUUCAGCGUUACAAAGAUGACCUCCAGCAAGUAAAUCAGAGUAUUUGUAGUAUUGACAGCAAAUUGAAAAAGUUCCAGAAUGUGAAAGCGAGUAUGGAGAAAGAAGUUGAGUCUCUGAAGGCAAUCAAAGAAUCGCUGGAAGAUAAACUUGCGGGAGCUGAAAGAUCUGCCGCGGAAGCUCAGUCUCGUAUUAGUGAACUUGAAGAGCAAAUCAGUAGACUGAGUCAGCAGUUAGAGCAAGCGGGGGUUGACAACAAGGAUCUUCAUGAAGUGACAAAAGAGUUGGAGUAUCAAGUUGAUGAUCUGAAGAAAACGAAAGAAGAUUACGAAAAGACCAUUCAGGAAUUGCGUUCACUGCUUGCAGAAGUCGAAGACAAAAAUUCUGUUUUGCAGACUCAAGUUGAAGACUUGAAAGCUACCAAUCAAGAGGAAUCGCCUUUGAAAAUUGAGUUGAAUAAAUAUAAGCAAGAUGUCGACAGCUUUGCAGCUCAGGUCCAGGAACUCAGGAACCAGCUGAGAAGUUCUGAAGACUCGAGGGAUUCGUUGAAGGAAGAGCUAGAGCUCGUAAAAUCUACGCCUCCACCUGAACGCCAGCAAAUUGAUUUAUUGACUACGACUAUUGAUGAGUACAAACAGAAAGUCGAGUCACUGGAGAUGUCUGUCAAAGAUUUGCGUGAGAAAGUCGAUCACUAUGCCAGAGAAAACGUCGAGCUCGCUGACAAACUUGCGACGAUGCAAUCCCAGGACUUGAAUGUCACUGAUAAUAAAAUGGAAGUUUGUGAUGAAAGUUUCAGUGGAGACAAAAAUAAAAAUAAUGAAGACUUGGAAGCUUUAAGGUCACGAUUGAUAAAAGAAAUAUCAUCUUUGAAGCCGCCCAAUGAACUUAAGGAUCUUGAUCUUGGUAACAAAACAGUUGGUGACAUAUUUUGUAUAUUCCUCGAGUCAUUGCUGUCAAAGGAAAAAGAAAUAGUUCACCUGAUAAACCGACGCAAUGCUCAAGAAAAAAAUAAACUUGAAGAAGAGAAAAAAGAACUGAUUGACGCUGAAAAACGUGUGAGUUUAUGGGCCAAGGAGCUGGAAACUGACAACGAAAGACUGCAAACUGACUUGACUAAACACGAGACCAAGAUAAAUUUACUGCAGAACCAGAUUUCUAAACUCGAGAGCUCGCUGAUGGAUAGCGAGCAUGAAAAGCAAUUGAUGAACGAAAAGAUGACCGUUAUGGAGACAGAUUUUAAUACUCUUCAACAAGAUUAUGAUAAAAUAGCGCAAACUGGGUCUACAAGCAGCUCCCAAGAACGUGAAAAAAUAAUCCAAGAAGCUCUUGAGGUUCAAGAUGCUGACCAUCAAAGGAAACUGAAAGAACAGGAACAAAAGUAUUAUGAUAAACUCAGGGAACUGGAGAACGCGCUCGAGUGCUGCAGAGCCAAGAACUCGGAUCUUGCUAAGAGUCUAGAAGGACUGGAAGUUAAUGACCAGCAGUGGAAGAACAUCAUUGAUAUGAAGACCGCAGAGCUGAACAAAGCCAACUCGACGAUCCAGAGAUUGCAAACAGAACUGGCCAAUCUUAUGGAACUUUACAAUCAUACGAAGGAGGACAAUCAGAGUAAGAGCAGCAAGAUUGAAGAAAUAACCGAGUUGUUGAAAAUAAAAUGUGAUAAAAUGUCCGAGUACAAGACUCAGCUGGAGACCAUUGGUCCUGAUUAUGAGCUGCUGAAGCAGCAGGCCCUCGAAAGGAAAGUCAGGCUCGAAGAGUACAAGAGUGAAGUGGACAGUUUGAGAGAGCAGAAUAGCAAGGAGGUCACUUCGCUGAAAGACAAGUUAGAUGCUGAGCAGAUAAUGUCCGCAGGACUGACCAAGCAGCUGGCGGAAGUCACAAACAGGUGUACUGCGAAUCAAAUGGCGCUGGAUCAGUUGAAAGUCAAGUACGAGGAGUUGGAGCAGGAAAAUGAACGUCUUGUUAGGAAGGUGAGGAACAGCACGAGCAAGGUGACUGUCAGUCGGGAAAUGGAGAUGAUGAAAGAUGAAAAUAGAAAACUGUAUAAUGAUCUUGAAGGAGCCAGCAAUCGUAUAAAAGAUUUACAGAGUAGCAAAACUCAGUUGAUGACUGAGUAUGUUGAGUUGAGAGGAAAGUAUGAACUCACGUGUCAAGAAAGGAAUCACUUGCAAAUGACACUGGAUACUUACAAAGCUACAGUUAAUUCCUCGGAGACUUUUGAGUUGCGCAGUAAAUAUGACGAGUUGAUUAUGGAAAAAAAUCUUGUUGCUCUGGAGCUUGAAGAGAAACGAUCGACAGUCGGGCAGUAUGAGAAAAAAAUUAACGAACUGAUGACUAGGAACCAAGAGCUGAUAAAGAAGAAUAAGGAAUUGGACGAAGAGAUGGACGACAUGUUGGGUAAAAUAAAUGAGAUGGAUGAAGAGAACACUGUGCUGCAGGAUAAAAUCUAUCAGAUGGAGAACGAGAAGCCUCAGAGUAAUGCAGAGUCGGGGAUUGACAUCAGUAAUGAGCUGGAGGCGCUAAGAAAAUCUGUUGAGAUGCUGAAGCAGGAGAAUGUGGAUCUCAAAUUAAAGUUGAACAGCAAAUGUGAUGGAGUUGACAGCAUUAGUUCCAGGACAUCCAGUCCUACAUUGGCCAACGUUUCGCGUCAGCGCAGAAGAAGUGAAUUGUACAAUCAGAAUCGCCCGUUGGAACUGGCCGAUGAGUUGGUUGAUGAUCCACUUGACAGCCAAUGUGAACGUUUGAAGAAGACAAUCCAAGAUCUUGAGGCAACUUUGGUCUUGAGAAAUGCUAAAAUCACGGCACUUUCGAUGCAACUCCAAGCUGGAUUCUUCCCGUACGAACAAAGGAUCAAUGAGUACGAAGAAGUUCUCGAAGCAUAUAAAAAACAAAAUGAUACUCUGAGGGAUAAAUUGAGAGGACAAUUGCAAGCCAAGUGUGAGAGAUGCACCAAAUGGAAGAGUAAUCACCGAGAACUGGGGGUUCAAACCGACGCUGAAAUCGUUACUGAGAAGAAAAAUCCUAGCAAGUGGAUGGAUGGUACCAGGAUCGGGAUCGGAAUAGUCUCGGAGUCUUUAAUAGAAACGAGGACGAUCGCAAAACUAAAAGCCGAGAAAGCUAAGCUCCAUGAAAUUCUACAAAAACGUAUUGAAAAAUCACAAGAGUACAAGGUGUACAUUAAGCAGUUAGAAAAUCAGCUAGAGAUUCGUAAACCAAACAUUCCAGAUAAAACAAAUAAAAACGGCGCCAGUAAGGAAAAUAUUCACGUCAACGUUUUGGGACAGUCGCAAUUGAUACCGCAUCGAUUCUGGUACGAAUAAUUGCCAGCGUCAUCAGAUUAUAAUUAUUUUCAUAUUUAUAAAUAUUUCAAUUAUCAUGACAGAUAUAUAUUCUUAUUUAAUAAGCAAUUUUUAAAUGUAUAUAAUUUUUUUUAAUAAUUUUUGAUAAUUGAAUGAUUAGAGGAUGCGCAGUAAUAAAAACUGCAUAAAAAAAUAGUUUAAUUAAAUUAAUAAAUUUACCAAU